AUGGCGGACAAUGGCCCUCCAAACCCCCAAUUCCUCGCGCCUCCGGCCGUCACCGCAUUGCGACAGGAAGCUCGGAACAUCAACCCAAGAAUGGUGAGAACCUUGAGUGAAAACAUAAGGGAAGAACGGGAGGAUUUGAAAGAAGCCGCGGAACAGACCUUGAAUAUCAUCGUGGACUUAGACCUCGAAGGCCGAAUCAAAUGGGUCAGUCCAUCGUGGCGGCAAGUGGUAGGCACGGCUCCCGAGUCAGUCGAAGGCCGUAUGAUAUCAGAUCUACUUCUCGGGAAUAAGGAUGUCUUUCAAGAUGCCACGGAGGCUAUGAAAGAGGACGAUUCGCGUAGUCGAUUCAUCCGAUUUGCAGUGCAGAUGGGGCCGGACUCCGUUCUGAAAUACGCGCCGGAAUCGCGGCCAACUGAAUCGGAGGACGAGACAAACGAAAAUGCUACCGAAGAAACGAUGGAACCCUCGCAGGUCGAAGGGGAACAAACGAACGAUGUUCUCACAAUGGAGGGACAAGGUAUCAUGGUCUAUGAACGUGAUGAAGAUGGACAUUCCAUGUGGAUGUUGCGACCUUUUACCAAACCGAGAGAAGUGACUAUCGAUCUCCCACCACUCCUAGUGGAGUCAUUAGGUGUGGGAGCUGAGGUGCUUGCAAAUUACUUGACUACACUGGCUGAGGCUGCUGCGAACGAACCGGAUCCUUCGAAACACCCUGCCCCAACCCCUGUCCUAUGUCGAAUUUGUGAGCGUCAAAUAACACCCUGGUGGUUUGAGAAACACUCCGAUCUCUGCCUGCAGGAACACCGCGCCGAGAUGGACGUUCAGAUCGCCCAGGAAAAUUUGCACGAACAUCGACAUACGAUUGUGAAAGUGCUGGACGCCAUGGAGGCUCGACAGGGUAGGCCGUUGAUCACACCCGAUGGCAAUGUGUUACCACUUCCUCAGCCGGAGUAUAAAGGAUUGCCUAUUGGCCCGUCUCCUGCCAGCUCAUCGCCAUCAUCAGCCCCCGUGUCUACUGGGAACUCUGCACCAGGUACCCCGCCUCGCUCAAGAGAACACUCGGCCUCUGGUCUUCCUGCCACGGGCCGUGCCCGUUCUUUCACUGUACGACGACCACUGGCACGCAUCGUGGAGUUGGUGCUUGAUCUCUGUGACACUUCCCUCGAAAUCAGCAUGCCAAUGAUCAAAGAGGCAUCUCGUGUAGAAAACCCGGAAGAGUUUCGAACCCUUUCGCCGCAAUCGGAAUCUCGGAUCUUACAGGUCAUUCAGUGGCAAUCACCAAGCUCUAAUACUCUGGAGCAGGAACGAGGCCUUGCUGCCCUGGCAGGGGAUACUGAGCAAAUUGCAAAAGCCAAAGUUGAUGCUGUUGUUCGUCACCGAAAGAUUGUUGAAUAUGCGGAGAGGAUUCGGAUCGAAUAUACUGUUCUAGUUGAAGAGUGCAUUACGGCCGCUCUCAGCAAAGCAGAGCGGAUAGCUGCUGGCCAACUCAGCGAUUCAUCUUGCUCCUCCGAUGACGAGCUUUUGGAAGGAACGGCUUCCCCUGAUCGAAAUUAUGACGACUACAAUAUGGGUUCAGCUGCGACCGGCAGUGAUGAGUACCUAAUCCCCGACCCUUUAAGCCACGAAACACUGCCAUCCCCAGUGCGCGGAGUACCUACUCCACUCAGAUCGAUGACAUCGGCCCUUACAAUGUCCAUGCGUAACUCACCGGAUCGCUCACUGCUUGGGCAACAGCAUUAUCAACAGAUAGACAGCAGGCCUACCUCUUCAUCUCUCGCAGUCUCUACGGGAUCUAACAGCCCCUUGGAGUGUCCUACCCCUCGAUCUUACAAAAGUGCGGCAGGGCUACUUGGAACCUCACAGUCGAGUCGCAGGGGGUUCUCUCUUGCUGAUAUUGACCCUGGAGAUAGCAGUGACAGCAGCAUGCCUUCUGUCUUCCCGGGGGUAUUGCGAACUGAUUCACCCUUGUCAGAAAGAAGCUUUGAUCGCAAGCGGAGAAGUCUGGUGCUUCCCGGGCUGUCUAGCUCUCCCCGCCGACAACCAUCUCCUGCGCGAGUAUCUGGUCCGCACUCCCCAUUACGCAUGUCCAAACCCCGACAUUCCUAUGGGGCAGAAAGCUUACCAUCGCCGGUAGUAUCUCCGUCAACUUACGCUAGCGAAUUGGCUCACCAUUGCCGUCACCAUCGUCGGGAGUCAUCAGCAGCCUCUUCGGAUGUGACCAAACCACCCCCCUCGCCGCGUUUGCCCUCAGUCAGCCAGCAGCCUCGCCCUGUGCCGACGUCCAUCAAGGAUUUUGAGAUCAUUAAACCGAUUAGCAAAGGUGCUUUUGGGAGUGUCUAUCUGUCUAAAAAGAAAUCCACCGGCGAGUACUAUGCUAUCAAGGCUUUGAAAAAAGCAGACAUGAUUGCCAAGAACCAGGUUACCAAUGUCAAAGCCGAGCGAGCCAUCAUGAUGUGGCAAGGGGAGAGCGAUUUUGUUGCAAAACUCUAUUGGACCUUUGCAACCAAGGAGUAUCUCUACCUGGUCAUGGAGUACUUGAAUGGUGGUGACUGUGCCUCCCUGGUCAAGGUUCUGGGUGGUCUUCCCGAAGAUUGGGCUAAAAAGUAUAUUGCCGAAGUGGUUCUUGGAGUUGAGCACCUGCAUGAUCGAGGAAUUGUGCAUCGUGAUCUGAAGCCAGACAACCUCCUCAUUGAUCGUCUUGGCCACCUUAAAUUAACCGAUUUUGGUUUGUCGCGAAUGGGACUGGUAGGUCGCCAAAAGCGUGUACUGAAGAGUCCGAAUGAGUCUGCUCCAGACUUGCUGAAACAGGGGCCAUUCCCCCGAGCCAUAUCGAUCGCCUCAUCACGGUCGGCGUCUUUCGAUUUCCAGGCUGCCUCUCCUGGAUCUACCCCACUCAUGACCCCGGAUAAUACUGGUGGUGUACCUCAGCCGUCUUAUUUCAGUUUGAGCCAGACGAAUCCCAUUCAAACCGGACUGAAUCGCCAGAACUCCCGGAGGGCCUCUGGGUAUCGCAGUGAUAGUGCCGGCAGUGACAGCUUGAAUGGAAUGUUCCGAACUUUCUCACUCAACGACAAUGGAAAUGAACCAUCUGCAGCCUCUCCAAGCAUGCUCUCCAGCAGCCUAGCCGAGGAAGAGCCCCGGAGCGAAGUAGAGGACUCGCCGCAUCUAUAUCCGUUGCAGCAGACGUUUAGCAACCCCGCACAGAACACCCCUCCGCAGCAGAGCAUGCUUCCUCCAGUCAUGGCACUAUUCGAUCCUGACGACCACGAACGACGUUUUGUUGGCACACCGGACUACCUGGCACCGGAGACAAUCAACGGUGUUGGGCAAGACGAAAUCAGCGAUUGGUGGUCAGUGGGCUGUAUUAUGUUUGAAUUCAUAUUUGGAUACCCUCCGUUUAAUGCUGCCACCCCCGAUGAAGUGUUUGAGAAUAUCUUGCAGCGAAAUAUCAACUGGCCGGAUGAUCCGGAGGAAUAUACCACCCUAGAGUCAUUGGAUCUCAUGAAAAGGCUGAUGACUAUCAACUCGCGUGAACGUAUUGGAGCGAAUGUGGAAGAAAAGUACCCCAAUGGCGGUGCAGAGAUCCGCGCCCACCCUUGGUUCUCUGAUAUCAAUUGGGAUACCCUUCUGGAAGACAAGGCGGAGUUUGUUCCCAAUCUCGAGAACCCCGAAGAUACCGAGUACUUUGAUGCCCGUGGAGCUACUCUCCAGGCAUUUGCCGAAGAGAUGGAGGAUGAGCAGUCCCCCCAGCCGACUAAUACAUCGGAAUCCUACCCAGACCGACCCCAUGACGCUUUGUUCAAGGUUCGCUCUCAGGUGAAUUCGAUGAAGCGGCCGUUGAUGCCCCUGCAUAUUCCCCCUCAUGUCCGCGACGCUCGCGACUCGCGCAGCCGAAGGCUGAGUGAGCCGGCACAGGUUGACGACUUUGGAAGUUUCAAUUUUAAAAAUUUGCCAAUGUUGGAAAAGGCCAACAAAGACGUCAUUCAAAAGAUGCGUCAGGAUGCUAUGCAAGGGCAGCAUCGCCAAUCAAGCUCUUCGUCAUCCGGCCAGACACCAUUGACCACUUCCCAACCAUCUUUGGACGGAAGUCCACUCCCAAUGUCCCUUCAACGUACCUUAUCUCAGACCAAGGGGAGCAACCGACCAUCUUCUCCAUCCAGUUUGAGUCAAACGAACUCAUCUCCUAGCCGGCCAUCUCAACCAUCGUCUCCGCUUUUAGUUCAGUUUAGCACUGGCAGCAACCACGAACGACGUAAGACAUCUGGGUCCUCAUCAACUGCAUCCCACCAGUCUGCUGGUACCUUCCAACCGUCCUCGGUCGAGCAAACCCGCAUGCCUAAUCUUCGACUUGGGUCAAUGGCAUCCUCCCCUGUGAAGACCAACCGGAUGACCGCCCACUCCCCGGACAAGCAUCCCUCAACCCAACGUCAAGGUAGUGCCCCUGCCAGUCGAGCUCGAUCCCAGACCAUAGGGUCUCAGGAUGGCGAUAUGUCCUCUUUUCCAAAAGAGAGCUUCGUGCCCGCUCAUCACAAGCGCCGAAGCCAACUGUUUGACAUCUCACCAUCCUCUUCGGACAAUGAGGAUCCACGCACCAAAGCUCUUUUGAAGGUCCAGCGCCGCCGCCAAAGCUCCCGCCGUCUCUCUCAAUUCAAUCUUCAGGAUGGUCCCCACUUUCGGCCGCUGGAUGUCCUGAUUUGCGAGGACCACCCUGUCUCAAAACUGGUCAUGGAGCGCCUAUUUGAAAAGCUUCAUUGUCGGACAAUGACUGCUUCCAAUGGUGUCGAUGCUGCCAGUUAUGCCUGCGGCGAUGUCAAAUUUGACAUUAUCAUGACAGAGUUUAAGCUGCCGCAGGUAAACGGUGCUGAUCUUGCCCGGAUGAUACGAGACACUCGCAGUGCCAACAGCACUACACCUAUCGUUGCUGUGACUGGCUACUUGAAGGAUCUCCCCGAGUCGCAUCAUUUCAAUACUCUCAUCCAAAAGCCUCUCACCCUGUCGAAAAUCACCGAGGCGCUGUGCAAGUAUUGCUCGUGGAAGCCACCUCCCAAAGAUUACGACUCAUCUCAACCUCUCCCUGUACCAUUUCAUAAUGUCAGGUCUUCACAGCCUCCCACCGACGACAACAGCCCCAGCUCGGCAUCCUCGGGGUUCGCGCCAAACCCACCAAGCUCAUACCGUGGAUCCAGUCGCGAUGAUUCGAUGAGUAGCAGCGUGUUUGGAGACAUGGAGUCUGUCAAGUCAGAAGAAAUUCCCGUCAUCAUUCGUCGCAAUCAUGAUGACUGGGAUCAGAGUGGGCUUGGAAUCUCCGAAGAUGCACACCCAGGCAGCCCUGAUCCUAAAGCAGUACCUGUUCCACAACUACUCCAUGCGGUCUCAGCCCCAGCAGCCAUUGAUAGCAGUGGGGCACUUACGCCUCGCAAGCAAAGGUCUAGCGAAUCUAUCCAAGCAAAGCGAGAAUCUCUGGAGCGAAAACGGUAUGAAGGGGCUGAGUCCGGAGACGACGAAGAUGAAGAGCUUGGGAACUCUCAAGCUCGCAAGAGCCCGCCAGGCCGCAGCCGUCGUCCGGGAUCCAAGUUAGGCAUCGAGAUGAUGCGCACGAACAGCCGUGGUAGUGUUGUCAGUGGCAGUGAAGAGCUUCUUAAGAAAGAACGAGAGGCAUUGCGUCGCCGAAGCGGGGAGUAUGUCGACACUGACAUUGAUGACGGUCCUCUGGGGUCCCCGGCUAGCACCAGCUUGGAGGAAAGAUUCGAGGGACUUAGUAUUCCAGAAGAAUCCGAAGCCGAAGAGGCGUUAAGUAAUCAAGAUUCACCUCCACUGGAUAGAUCUCGGCGUCGACCAUCCCUCACGCAUCACCACACUGAGAUUUAUAAUGGACCUCCGCCUACUUCUCAUGCUACUUUCCGCGGUACUCAAGGGGCUACCAAGUCAGGUCCGACCACUCCUCCAUGGGAGGCGAGUGGCAACAAGUCGCCCAUUACCCCAGAAAUCAACGUUGAAAGCAACAACAGUCUCUCAAGUGAAGAUACCUCUGGUGUGGAUACCGACGGCCGGCCCAUGUCUGAUUCUGAAGCUACCCCGCGUCCUCAACAACAUUCUCCAGGUCUGGAUUCGGACGAGACACCUCGCCCUCCUGAGCGCUUCCGCUCUGAUCUGACCUCUGCAUUCAAGAGAUGA
This is a messenger RNA of Penicillium verhagenii, 6174 nucleotides long. Its product is annotated as protein kinase RIM15. Bases 1 to 6174 code for a protein of 2057 amino acids. Gene Ontology annotation, cellular component: cytoplasm; nucleus. The transcript is spliced from 2 exons. Gene Ontology annotation, molecular function: protein serine/threonine kinase activity; ATP binding. Gene Ontology annotation, biological process: peptidyl-serine phosphorylation; phosphorelay signal transduction system. Lineage: Eukaryota; Fungi; Ascomycota; Eurotiomycetes; Eurotiales; Aspergillaceae. The record is from RefSeq and is a predicted model, not a curated record.